UUGACGUGACGUCAUUUUUACGUCUAAAUUUAUUUGUCAUCCUUUUGUUUUUAGAUAUAUACAUACUUAAUUGUAAAAAUUUAUAUUUUAUUAACUUCUGCAAGAAAAGAAAUUUAAAUCAAGAAAUCAAGUGUGUUGACAUAAUGAAUCACGGAGAUAUUGUCGAUUUUACAUCGCUUGAUUCAGAUAUUCAAGAAUUAAUAAAACAAAGUGCAGUUGUACGAGAAUACUCAUAUGCACCUUAUAGCAAGUUUAAAGUGGGUUCUGCAAUACUUUGCACUGAUGGAACAAUUUUUAAAGGCUGUAAUGUGGAAAAUGUAUCGUAUCCUGUUGGAAUAUGUGCAGAAAGAACAGCUAUUGCAAAAGCGAUAUCAGAAGGGAAAAGAAAAUUUAAAAUAUUAGCAGUAGUAGCAGAUCAAGAAAAUGGUGGAUUUACCACACCUUGUGGCUUGUGUCGACAAACUAUUGUUGAGUUUGGUAAUAUAACUAUUUAUUGUGCAAGGUCUGAUAUGAAAGAUGUAUUACGGACUACAAUAAAUGAUUUACUUCCCUUUGCAUUUAGUCCAGAUAUGAAAAAUUAAA
Vespa mandarinia (Asian giant hornet) is the source of this 582-nucleotide messenger RNA. RefSeq lists its product as uncharacterized. Gene Ontology annotation, molecular function: cytidine deaminase activity; zinc ion binding. Gene Ontology annotation, cellular component: cytosol. Lineage: Eukaryota; Metazoa; Arthropoda; Insecta; Hymenoptera; Vespidae. The record is from RefSeq and is a predicted model, not a curated record.